UGAUUUGGAGCUACAAAGAAAAACAUUUAAUACUAGAUUCAUGUAGAUUUCCCUCGCGAUAUGCAACCAGUGAUAAAUGUUACCACGUAAAGCAAAUGGGACCUAUUUGCUUUUACCUCUUAUUUAAAAAUAAAGAAAGAACAAACUGUAUAGAAAAAGAAGCAGGGGCUGGAUACUGGUGCUAUGAGAGUGAUCUUUGUCGAUAAAAGUAGCCUUUAACGAGACUGAUUGAGAGAGGCUUUGUCCUUUUGGCUUACUCUAUGGACACCUUAAGUUACUACGGAUGGAGUAGAUUCCUGUUCUCCUAAACAUACGUGGAAUUCACUUAAUAGAUAUAUUUCAUCCGUACACCUUCAGAACCACACAAAAUCAACAAAACUUUUUAAGAUCCACUACUUAGUUAAGAAUAGUAAAAAGGAAAAAUUAAAUCAAAUCUUACUUAGUUUUUUAUACGAGACCAAGCCAACUCAUCUAAGGAUGAGACACAGAAAACUAAAAAAAGAACAUCAUUAGAAACUUAACAUAUGAAUCUAAAGCAUGUGCAUAGCUUGAUAAUUUCUUCCAAGUGAAGAAAAACAUAUAUUAGAAGCCUUUAUAAUAUCGAAAGACACAGUGAGAUAUUAUCUGAAUAUUGUGCUGCUAUGUCAAAUUUGAUAGGGAAAGUUCAUGGCUACUCCAGUUAAAAUCUCAUGGGUCCUUGGUAGCAAUUCAGGGAGAUUUGAUUUGCUAAAGCCACAUGGCAGCAACUGGUAUGAUGGACCCCAUUUUCUAUAACAAAGUAUAUGAAACUGCAAAUUAAUUUAAUAAAAACAAGACACUAAAAGUCAAGGAGAUUAGUGUGUGCUUGAUCUUUAUAGCUUGUUCAUCAAACCAUAAUUAAGAAUUUUUUAAUAAAAACAAUCUUCCUCAUAAAAUAUAAGAUAAAUUGAAACCUUAGAGCAUGUUCAAUGGGGGUUCUUAACGGAAUAUAAGACUCAAUCUCUUAACUUUUAACUAAAAAAAGCUAAGAGCCGGUUCUUAAAUAUCUUAUUUAAGAACCGGUUCUUAACUUUUUUAGUUAAAAGUUAAGAGACGGGGUCUUAUAUUCCGUUAAGAACCCUCAUUAAACAUGCUCUUACCUUUACUCUAUAUAUACCAGGUCCAACAGAAACCUUGAACACCACAAAUCUACCUUAAACUCCAUGUAUGUUCCCACCAUGAAACAAACUAACAUCUUCCAAGAUAUUCUUGUAAGUUGUUACUCAAGAAGAUUACUACUUGAACAAUCACCAAGUCCGACACCGUCCCCAUAUGUAGAAGAUAACAACUUUGAUGCAAAUGUUGUUAUGGUCCUAUCAGUCCUCUUGUGUGCAUUCCUUUGCUCACUUGGACUCAAUUCUAUAAUAAGAUGUGCCUUGAUGUGCUCCAGUUUAGCACCAUCGGAAGCUGAUAACAACCAAACAGCAGCUCGCAUGACCAACACAGGAGUCAAACGGGAAGCCUUGAAGAGUUUCCAGACAAUAAGUUACGCUGCUGAUCUGAAUAUUCCUGGCCUAGACACAGAGUGCGUCAUAUGUCUCUCAGAGUUCGUAUCCGAAGAGCGUGUGAAGCUGCUACCGACAUGCCACCAUGGAUUCCAUGUCCGGUGUAUAGACAAGUGGCUUAGUUCACACUCAUCAUGUCCAACGUGCAGACACUGCCUCGUGGAGACCUGCCAGAAGAUUGCCGACUGCAGCCAAACAAGGUCGUUGAACCCUCCUCAACCACCACAAGACAGCAUCAUCGUGCAAAUAGCACCACUACAACCAGAAAGAUGGAUACGCUGUUUUAGGUAAUACUAGUCACCUAGAGAUAGUAGCAGUUAUCUUGUUUAAAACUACUAUGUGUUUAGAAUUAGUCAAGAUCACUAGCGGUCUACAAGUUUAGCAAUUCUACUGUAAAACUGUAAAUAUUACGAGAAAUGUUACUUUUUCUCAUCU
Brassica napus (rape) is the source of this 1958-nucleotide messenger RNA. Its product is annotated as RING-H2 finger protein ATL78-like. The coding region runs from base 1182 to 1814 and encodes 210 amino acids. Gene Ontology annotation, molecular function: transferase activity. NCBI's taxonomy places the organism in Eukaryota, Viridiplantae, Streptophyta, Magnoliopsida, Brassicales, Brassicaceae. Gene Ontology annotation, biological process: protein ubiquitination. The transcript has a single exon. The record is from RefSeq and is a predicted model, not a curated record.